Molecule: messenger RNA, 690 nt
Organism: Closterium sp. Yama58-4
Lineage: Eukaryota; Viridiplantae; Streptophyta; Zygnematophyceae; Desmidiales; Closteriaceae
Source: the annotation of a GenBank genome assembly
AUGCGCGGGGCAGCAGAGCGCGACGUGCGGGCUGCCGUAGAGUGCGACGAGUGGGUUGCAGCAGAGCGCGACGCGCGGGGCAGCAGAGCGCGACGCGCGGGCUGCCAGGCGCUGAAGAACGCGGGGACAGAGGCAGAGUCGCAUAAGAUCGCGGAGGCAGAGGCGCAGACUCGAGCAGAGGCAGAGGCGCACAAGAUCGCGGGGACAGAGGCAGAGGCGCGUAAUAUCGCGGAGGCAGAGGCACACACCCUCGCAGAGGCAGAGGCGCAGAAAAUCGCGGGGACAGAGGCAGAGGCGCGUAAUAUCGCGGAGGCAGAGGCGCAGACCCUCGCAGAGGCAGAUGCGCAGAAGAUCGCGGGGACAGAGGCAGAGGCGCAUAAUAUUGCGGAGGCAGAGGCGCGGAAGCUCGCAGAGGUGGAGGCGACGAAGAGGACGGAUGCUGGGGCUCAGAAAAUGGUUGUGGCAGAGGCACGGAAAAAUGCGGAUACAGAGGCAGAGAAGUUUGCUGAGGCAGAAACGCAGAAAAUCGCUGAGGAGGAGGCGCCGACGAAUGCAAGGGCAGAGACGCAGAAUAGGGUAGAGGCAGAGAAGCAUAACAUGGCGGAUGCAGAGGAGCAUAAGAUCUCGGAGGCAGAGGAGCGGAAGAGUGCGGAUGCAGAUGAGCCGAGCAUCGCAGAGGCAGAUGCGUAG